GCGAGGUGAGAACAAGGUGGUCUACUCCGUCAAGAACACCUUCCUCCACAUUGACGAGCCGGAAGAGCAGGAGGAAGAUCCGCUCCAGUCUUCCUCAGGGCCCUGGGCAUCGGAGGAAGGGCUGGGGCCGCCACUCCAGUUCUUGCCCAAGGACAUCGAGCUGACUGAGCUGCAAGCCUUCCGUGCAGACUACAUGAAGUUUCGCGCGGGGCAGGCCACAGGCGCCCGCGGCGAGAUCCAAGAUGUUCCAGAGGUUCCUCUGGCCUCAGAGUCUACGGUCGGCGCACUCGAUCUUCAGCAGACCGGGCAGUAUCCCAUGAACGCCUUUGCUGGCCAGCAGAUGCCGGAAAGGUGA
Symbiodinium pilosum is the source of this 355-nucleotide messenger RNA. The record is from the annotation of a GenBank genome assembly. NCBI's taxonomy places the organism in Eukaryota, Dinophyceae, Suessiales, Symbiodiniaceae.